GGCGAGGACCGCUCCGAAACGUCGGACGGAACCCGCGGAUUUCCCUCUCCCCUCGGUGUUUCUCCUAGAGAGCGACGGUCAACGGAGGAACGCGAACCUUCCGGAGAAUAAGAAGAAAAAUAAAAGCGGGCGUCUCGAGCCGGUCGGCUCCAAAUUGGCGGGUCGGAGAGCUACCGGAGAGCGUCCUGCUCUUGCGGGCAUCGAAGUCACCGUCGGUCGGCCGCGCGCCCCGCCUCGCCAAUGAAGGAAAUCUGGUCGGAAGCGACGCGCUCUCGAAGAAAGUAGGCCCGCGCGAGAGGCACAGGUGGAAACAGGUGGGAAACAGGUGGAAAAGAGAGGUUAGGAGGGCCCCCGGAGGUUUGCUCGCGUUCGCCACUCGAAGCGCCACUCGCGGGGCCGAUACCAAAAUGGCCGCCGCCCGCUCGGCAGACCGUCCGGGACCGUCGAGCGCGCGGGCACCGUGCCGGAGCCACCGGAGGUCCCCAUCGAGUGCACCGACGAUCGCCGUCUGACUCGUCCCAGGGACAGCGUACCUCCCGAGCGCCGGUGGUACCGGGAGCGGGAAGGACCCGAGGAGAAUGUAUCGGCCCAAUUUCUACGAGAGCACGUGCCUGCGGUGCGCGCAGACGGUCUACCAGGUAGACAGGGUGGGACCUCUCAAGGACUUCACCUUCUUCCACGCGGGGUGCUUCAAGUGCGCCAUCUGCGGGACCAAGCUCACCCUCAAGACCUACUACAACAACCAGCACACGAUCCACGACAAGGAGGUCUACUGCAGCAGCCACGUGCCCAAGCCGGGCCCCGGGACCCUGGACGGGUCCAGCGUGGGCAUCCGGAGCGCCCUCAACGCGCCUCGCAGCGGCUACGUAAACGAGCAGAUCAGGGCGGGCGGAGCAUCUCCAAGGGGCGUCUACCCUCCGGGGUACGAGCACGGGGAUGCCUCCAACUCGGCAAGAUACUCCAACGGACACGGGGCCUCGCCCGGCGGCAACGCCUCCCAUCGGGAUGGACCCGGGGGAGUACCCGGGCACAAUUAUUCCGCCGAUGGGAGCUAUCGGUACGGGAGGUUCGACGCCAGUGCCCUUCACAUAGCUCACGCCCUGAAACAGACCGAGCUCCAAAAGGGCUACAACAAGGCGCGCGAGAAACCGAUCGACUACUACCUGGACCGAGACGAGCAAACGCGGCUGGAGAUGAAGCACCGGAAGGAGGAGGACGACCUUUACAGGAAGUUCGCCCACCACCGGGAAGAGGAGGACCGCAGGAUCCGGGAAGAGUUCAGGGACGAAUGGGAAAAGGAACUGGAGCGGCUGUCGGCGCGAUGGGACCAGGAAAGAGGAGACCGAGGCGAGCGGGGUCGGAGCCAACUGUUCCUGCAGGAGAAGGAGAACCUCGAAAAGAACAUGACCCUUCGAAGGGACAAGAAGAAGGAGAGUCUCACUCGGAAGAUGCUCGAACACGAGAGGGCGGCGACCGCGGCUUUGGUGGAGAAGCAGAGCUCGGAGAUGUUGGAGCUGAUCAACGAAGCCAGAAGCGAGUACAUGUUGCAAGAGAGCCUCUAUCUCGACGAAGGAGACGGGUAUGCCCAAGAAGCGCCACCGCCUCCGUAUCCGUCGCGAGCGCCACCCCCACAACCGCCCACUCUCGCGAAAUAUCACAUUUAUACCGAUCCUCUGGAAUUCGCCGACAUGGACCAAAUCGCCAUCUCGGUGGCUCAAGAGGACCAAAAGACUUUUACCGACCUGGUGCGGCAACUGGUCAGCAGGUGCGGAUCGGACAUUGAAAAGGCGAGGACGAUAUUCAGAUGGAUCACCGUGAAGAAUCUCAACACCAUGCAGUUCGACGACGACCUGAGGGGCGAUACUCCAAUGGGCUUGUUGAGGGGUAUCAAACACGGCACGGAGAGUUAUCACGUUCUCUUUAAACGGCUUUGCAGUUACGCCGGAUUACACUGUGUCGUUAUCAAAGGCUACAGCAAAUCCGCAGGUUAUCAGCCAGGCGUCCGGUUCGAAGACAGCAAAUUCAGAAAUAGCUGGAACGCCGUCUACGUAGCGGGCGCGUGGAGGUUCGUCCAGUGCAACUGGGGAGCUCGUCACCUCGUCAACGCCAAAGAAGUUCCUCGUCCGGGACAGACGAAAGGAAACAGCGACAGUCUUCGGUACGAGUACGACGAUCAUUACUUCCUGACGGAUCCACGGGAAUUCAUUUACGAGUUCUUCCCGCUUCAAGAAGAAUGGCAACUGCUGCAACAACCGAUAUCCGUUAAGGACUUCGAGGAGUUGCCUUUCGUCAGGUCGCUCUUCUUCAGGUAUGGCCUCUACUUUCCCGAUACGAAUACAAAUGCCGUAAUGCAUACGGAUUCAACGGGAGCCGCCACUGUGAGAAUAGCUAUGCCGGCUCACAUGCAGUCGUCUUUGAUUUUCCACUACAAUUUGAAGUUUUACGAUAGCGACGGAGAUGGUUACGACGGAAUAUCUCUUAAGCGAUUCGUCAUGCAGUCGGUCGUUGGGAACAUGGUAGCGUUCAGAGUUCACGCACCGUGUUCCGGAGCGUUCCUUCUGGAUAUCUUCGCCAACGCCGUUACGCCCAGGGAAUAUUUAACCGGUGAACCGAUGAAAUUCAAAAGCGUUUGUAAGUUCAAGAUCGCUUGCGAAGAACUUCAGACGGUGAUGGUGCCUCUACCUGAUUGCGCCAGCGGAGAGUGGGGUCCUACCAAGGCGACCAGACUCUUCGGCCUGGUGCCGAUCACCCACCAGGAUGCCCUAGUGUUCGCUGGCCGAGAAUUAGAAAUUCAGUUUCGCAUGUCGAGGCCAUUAACGGACUUUAUGGCUACUCUCCAUAAAAAUGGAAUCGAGGAGAAACGUCUGUCCAAGUAUGUUUCCCAUCUUGUGGCCGAUAACGACGUGGUGACUUUCUCCAUUAACUUCCCCGAGGAAGGGCAAUACGGCCUCGAUAUUUAUACCCGAGAAUUAAGCACGCCGCCUCAUCAGGAAGUCUCUGGCGAGAAACACUUGCUCACGCACUGUUGCAAAUAUCUCAUUAACUCCAGUAAAAGGAACUAGCUAUCCGAAGGAAUCUUGGACAUGCCACGUCUUACCUUUUAAUUCGCGUCUCUAGGCGACCGCGGAACUAACUAAUUUUUGUACCGUACAGUAGGGCAAUUCAUCGAUCGUCCGAUCUACCUAAAGAGGAUUCCACGUUUCUUUUUUAUUUUUUAUUUUUAUACCAAAGCUGAGUAAGACACCAUCGUUGUCGAGAGGAAUAUUAUAAGACGUGGCGCUUUACUCGGCUUUGUUCAAAAACAAGCGUGGACAUUUCGAAGGCAUAAAUUGUCACGAUUGUCGUAGCGUAAGUAAUGAUCGCCAAACCCUUUAAAUUAAUCUCAAACGUAACUGGUCUUAUUUGGUAUUACUACGUUUUUCAUGAUUAUCUGUCUAAGGUAACUCUCAUGUGUGCUAACUUAGCGAUAAAUAUUCUAUCGUAGUUGAGACUGUAAUCAAGGAUUAUCCCGAAGCAACUCGUAGCUGAAUCACGACGUAAGUCACGAACAUAGAUUUGUUUCUCGCGUUGGUAAACAAAUUAAAAGUCGACGUGUAGUAAUUUUAAUUAGUCAGAAAGAAAUGAAUGCGUAAUUCCAGUCGACUUUUGAUUUGUUUAUUCGUUAUGACCAGCAACCAAAAAUGUCUACUUAUCGUACCGUGCUGGUCCUUGCAAGAUAACUAUAUUUUGAGAAAAAUUAUAGAGAGAGAGAUAUAUAUAUAUAUAUAUAUGUAUACAUAUACAUAACUGUAUUUAUAAACGUAUUACCAAAUUGUAAAUACAAAUAAAUUCAUUCCACUUUGCUAAAUA
This is a messenger RNA of Orussus abietinus, 3849 nucleotides long. It is a transcript of the gene Hil, whose product is annotated as hillarin. NCBI's taxonomy places the organism in Eukaryota, Metazoa, Arthropoda, Insecta, Hymenoptera, Orussidae. The transcript is spliced from 12 exons. The record is from RefSeq and is a predicted model, not a curated record. Bases 579 to 3062 code for a protein of 827 amino acids.